UUUUCAUACACCAAACAAAACCCUUCACAUCUAUUCUCAAAAAACAGCACAGUUCUCCUCGCCGUUGAUCAUCCAAGGUCGGGACUUCAUCCAACGGCCAUUAAUCCACCUCGAUAUCUCACUUCUCCGGUGAUCUCAGGAGCCUCUCUUUCUCUGAUAAUUUUGGAAUUUGGAUCAGAACAGCACAGGGGGAUUGCUUAAUUCCAGUGAGAAAGCAGCAAUUUUUGUAUGAAAAGUAGUGGUUUUUGAUUGUUCUGAUAUAUAUUGGAGUGAAAAAUGGAUGACAUUCAUGAAGAUAAUGUGCGGAUGCAUAUGAGCGAGGCACAGCAUCCGAUGCAAUUUCAGUAUGAGCAUCAUGGGUUGCAUCAUAUGAGCAAUGGGAAUGUGAAUGGGAUGGAUGAUAAUCAUCAUCAUGACAAUGGGAAUGUGAAUGGUAGUGGUGGUGGUGGGAAUGAGGGUUAUGAAGGGGAUGUCCCGUCUGAUGCCGGGAAUCUUUCUGAUAAUCGUAGCGCAAUGGUGGAUCAAGUCGGUGGUGAUAGUGGAGACCAGCUUACACUGUCAUUUCAGGGUCAGGUUUAUGUGUUCGAUUCUGUAUCACCUGAAAAGGUUCAAGCUGUGCUAUUAUUGUUGGGGGGCCGGGAAGUACCUCCAAACAUGCCUGCCAUCCCAGCAACUGUUCACAAUAAUAACCAUGUAGUGGGAAUUUCUGGUACUCCACAACGGUUAAGUGUCCCUCAGAGAAAUGCCUCACUGGCUAGAUUCCGUGAAAAGCGAAAAGAAAGAAACUUUGACAAGAAAAUUCGUUAUACUGUUCGUAAAGAGGUAGCUCUUAGGAUGCAGCGAAAUAAAGGUCAAUUUACGUCUUCUAAGUCCAAUAAUGAUGAUUCAGCAUCAGCUGUAACAAGUUGGGGCUCAGACGAGAGCUGGGGUCCUGACGGUAAUGGAUCCCAGCAUCAGGAGAUUGUCUGUCGGCACUGUGGCAUCAGUGAGAAGUCUACUCCAAUGAUGCGACGUGGUCCUGAAGGGCCAAAGACCCUUUGCAACGCAUGUGGACUUAUGUGGGCAAGCAAGGGAACUUUGAGGGACCUCACUAGGGCAGCACCAAAAGCUGGACAGAAUUCUUCUUAAAUAGGGAUAAGAAAAUAGGUUUUGAGGCUGACCAAAUGGCGGUUAAGAGUUGCAGGAAACCUUAGUGAUGUCUCAAGAUAGCCCUUUUGGAUUCAGCCACCAUAUAGAGGAAGGAAUCUACUUAUUAAACUAAUGGAAGAACUGGUAUUAUACCCUUUUAAAUGAGUUUAUAGGGUUGGUUCUGCAGCACUUGGAGGUUGGAUUUUUAUGCUGGCCUGAACUUUCUGCUGUUAAACUUGACUUUAUAUGUGGAUAGGAUAAAAUUUCAAGCCCUUUGAAAGACAGAUUUGGAGAAACCUAAAUCAUUUGGGGCAUCGAGGCCAUACCGAUAUAUCCUCAAUUCAAUUAUACUGCUUUUGACAGAGUAAUGUUUGUCCAUAAAGACAAUGCUGGGGAAUGCCCAAAGGAUCUCAUACAGGCUUUGUUUUGCAUUAGCCUCCUCCUAAGCAGUUUCAGUGAAUUAAGGAUUUUAAAAUUGCAUCUAUCAAGAACCAACUGUUGUGUUUUCCCA
This is a messenger RNA of Quercus robur (English oak), 1639 nucleotides long. Its product is annotated as GATA transcription factor 28. The transcript is spliced from 8 exons. Bases 277 to 1128 code for a protein of 283 amino acids. Gene Ontology annotation, biological process: regulation of DNA-templated transcription. Lineage: Eukaryota; Viridiplantae; Streptophyta; Magnoliopsida; Fagales; Fagaceae. The record is from RefSeq and is a predicted model, not a curated record. Gene Ontology annotation, molecular function: zinc ion binding; protein binding; sequence-specific DNA binding.